GAAUUUUCUCACCUAACACUGUUGGAAUCGAUUAAACUCGCUCGGCAAUGAAGCUUCUAAAUUUCAUUUUGCUGGUUUUCGGACUAGGUGCGGUAUCAGCUGCUAACUACAACUAUAGCGAAGUUAUUGGACUGUCUCUGCUCUUCUACGAAGCACAAAGAACUGGAGUACUUCCACCUACUAAUAGAAUUCCCUGGAGAAAGGACUCUUUCGUUACCGAUAUAGGACAGAAUGGAGAAGAUCUUACGGGAGGUUAUUUUGAUGCUGGAGACCAUGUUAAAUUUGGUUUCCCUGCUGCCGGUACGAUGACAUUGUUAGCGUGGGGAAUGUAUGACUCUAAACGGGGUUACGAAAUAGCGGGUGAGUGGAUGAACGCACUCGAUUGUUUAAGAUGGGGAAUGGACUACAUGAUCAAGACGCAUCCCAGCGCUAACGUUCUUUACAUACAAGUUGGUGAUACUGUUGAAGAUCACAAUUACUGGGGUCGUCCGGAAGAAUGGACCGGAAGCAAUCCGCGCCCGACAAUUAGAGCCACAACAUUGUUACCUUCUUCAGAAUGUGCUGCUGAACAAUCUGCAGCAAUGGCUGCCGCAUCAAUGGUAUUUAAAGAGAAUGGAGAAACAGCCUAUGGUGCCACUCUAUUGAUGCAUGCAGAACAACUGUAUUCAUUCGCAACCACAUAUCGUGGCAACAACAAUGAUUCUUUCCCGGGUAUCACUUACAGUUCCUGGAGUGGAUACGGAGAUGAAUUUCUUUGGGCGGCUGCUUGGCUUUACCGAGCUACGGGCAGAGAACAGUUCAAAGAAGAUUGCAAUAGGUUUUGGACAGAAUUUGAUUUAAGUGUCCGACCCAAAGAAGUAUCUUGGGACAAUAAGCUAGCUGGUGCUCAAGUUUUGUUGGCCAAAAUUGAUGGUUCUCCGAAGUAUGUUACCGCGGCUCGAAAUUUCUGUGACUGGGUUGUAAAAGAAGCGCCAAAGACUCCAUUGGGACUUGUUUACCUUGAUCAAUGGGGCUCAGCUCGUCAUGCGGCUAAUGCUGCGUUUGUGUGUUUACAAGCUGCAAGUGCGGACAUCAACACUGAUGAAGAUUACAUAGCGUUUGCAAAAACACAAAUUGAUUACGUACUUGGCGAUUACGGUAGAAGUCUGGUCGUUGGGUAUGGGCUCAAUCCACCGCAACAACCGCAUCACAGAGCUGCAUCGUGUCCUGACCUUCCAGCUACGUGUAGUUUUACAGACGCUUUCCUGCCUGGACCGAAUCCCCAAAUUUUGUACGGAGCUCUCGUUGGAGGACCAGACAUAAAUGAUGAGUACGAAGACGACCGGUCUGACUACGUUCGCAAUGAAGUUGCACUUGACUACAAUGCCGGUUUUCAAUCGGCACUUGCGAACCUUAAUCUUAUUUACAACCAGGGCAGCAUUAGCGGUACAAGUUUGCUAACUGGAGCGGUUGGGAUAGUGGUCAUACUUCUUCUGCGUUGAUUUUGUAAUGCAAAUACCCAUAUAUUCAUCCCCAGUGUUUAGACACAAUUUACAAUUACGAAUUAAUAAAAAAAAUUGGUCAAUUUCUAUU
Molecule: messenger RNA, 1572 nt
Organism: Bradysia coprophila
Lineage: Eukaryota; Metazoa; Arthropoda; Insecta; Diptera; Sciaridae
Product: endoglucanase E-4-like
Biological process (GO): carbohydrate metabolic process
Molecular function (GO): hydrolase activity, hydrolyzing O-glycosyl compounds
Source: RefSeq, a predicted model, not a curated record